Vicugna pacos (alpaca) is the source of this 2126-nucleotide messenger RNA. RefSeq names its product G protein subunit alpha 14 (gene GNA14). Gene Ontology annotation, biological process: phospholipase C-activating dopamine receptor signaling pathway; adenylate cyclase-modulating G protein-coupled receptor signaling pathway. The record is from RefSeq and is a predicted model, not a curated record. Gene Ontology annotation, molecular function: guanyl nucleotide binding; G protein-coupled receptor binding; GTPase activity. NCBI's taxonomy places the organism in Eukaryota, Metazoa, Chordata, Mammalia, Artiodactyla, Camelidae. Gene Ontology annotation, cellular component: cytoplasm; heterotrimeric G-protein complex.
UCCGCCUAUCCUUUCCGAACUCGGGUGCCGAAGCGGAUCCGCCGGGCGAGCGGGCGGCGGAGCAUCGAGGCGCCCGGAGCCGCGUCUCCCGUCGGGUGCUGAGCGCACCAUGGCCGGCUGCUGCUGCCUGUCGGCGGAGGAGAAGGAGUCGCAGCGCAUUAGCGCCGAGAUCGAGCGGCAACUUCGCCGGGACAAGAAGGAUGCGCGCCGCGAGCUCAAGCUGCUGCUGCUGGGAACUGGUGAAAGUGGCAAAAGCACCUUUAUCAAGCAGAUGAGAAUUAUCCACGGGUCUGGUUACAGCGAUGAAGACAGAAAGGGGUUCACAAAGCUGGUUUACCAAAACAUAUUCACUGCCAUGCAAGCCAUGAUCCGCGCCAUGGACACCCUGCGGAUACAGUAUGUGUGUGAGCAGAAUGAGGAUAACGCGCAGCUGAUCAGAGAGGUGGAAGCAGACAAGGUGUCCGCGCUCUCCAGGGACCAGGUGGAGGCCAUCAAGCAGCUGUGGCAGGACCCGGGGAUCCAGGAGUGCUACGACAGGCGGAGGGAGUACCAGCUGUCGGACUCUGCCAAGUAUUACCUGACUGACAUUGACCGGAUCGCCAUGCCGUCAUUCGUGCCAACACAGCAGGACGUGCUUCGUGUCCGAGUGCCCACAACCGGCAUCAUUGAGUAUCCGUUUGACUUGGAAAACAUCAUCUUUCGGAUGGUGGAUGUUGGCGGCCAGCGAUCUGAAAGGCGGAAAUGGAUUCACUGCUUUGAGAGUGUCACCUCCAUUAUUUUUCUGGUUGCUCUGAGUGAAUAUGACCAGGUCCUGGCCGAGUGUGACAAUGAGAACCGCAUGGAGGAGAGCAAAGCCUUAUUUAAAACCAUCAUCACUUACCCCUGGUUUCUGAACUCAUCGGUGAUUUUGUUCUUAAACAAGAAGGAUCUUUUGGAAGAGAAGAUCAUGUACUCUCAUCUAAUUAGCUAUUUUCCUGAAUACACCGGACCAAAGCAAGACGUCAAAGCUGCCAGAGACUUUAUCCUGAAGCUUUAUCAAGAUCAGAAUCCCGACAAAGAAAAAGUCAUCUAUUCCCACUUCACGUGUGCUACAGACACAGAGAAUAUCCGCUUUGUGUUUGCUGCUGUGAAAGACACAAUUCUACAGCUGAACCUGAGGGAAUUCAACCUAGUUUAAAAGCUGCUCCCCACUCCUGGGCUUGCAAGCCUCCUGCUUUGUUUGCAAGUGCUUCUGACAUCACCCGCCCAGCCCACUGGGCGGCACCAAGUCCCCCACGCAGGCCACAGGGACAGGGACAGGUGAUGAAGCUUGUUAAGAUAUCUGAGUUCAGCAAAACUUUUUCAAAGUCUUUAUUCCUAAAUUGUUUUUAUAUUUCUUUUCUUAAUUUUAGGCUACAAGAUUCUCCAUAAUUUUUUGAUUUGAUAUUUUAUAGAAUUUUUAAAAGCCACUGUGAUUUAUGGUUUUGUUUUUUUUAAGUGUGUAUAAUAAUAGCCAUUAAAAAUCACAUUACAGAGGAGCCUGUCAGUUUAUAGAUUAUGCUUUGAGACUUUUAGGAUUAGUUUGGGUGACUUUUUUUUUAAAGAAAGUUAAUGGCCUUGAAGCUUUAUAUUAAAUUUUAUAAUUGAAUGCUUUUCUCUCUUCAUGCUUAAGUAUAUACCUUUAACAUGCAACCAAAGAUUUUUUUUUAAACAGUUGGUUCUCCUUUGUGUUAACUUUCUAAGUCAAAUUAAUGACUAUCAGUACUUCUAAUUUAGUUUUGCCAUAAUUUGAUCACUCUGAUACCAAAGUCUUUGACUUAAGAUAAAUGGGCAGUAGAUAGCAUAUAUGUUAUACUACUUAAAAAAAUAAUAAAGUGUGUAUAUUUAUAUAUAUAUAUGUAUUCCAAUGUAGAUGUCCAGGUCUUAUAAACUUAUGAAAUAGCUAAAAGCCCAAUAUGUUUAACAGAUGUAAUGUAACCCCUGCCAAAGUUCUGAUGGCCACCAGAGAUUUCCUGUUUGAACCAUGUAUGCUGUGCCUUUCUGAGAAGGCUAAGAAUAUAUACCAUUCUGCCAUUAGCAUUGGAUUGUUUUUUCUUUGAGCUUAUUAACAGUUCUGCUCCUAAAAAUAAAAAUUCUGUGUCUUUUAA